Colletotrichum truncatum is the source of this 558-nucleotide messenger RNA. RefSeq lists its product as uncharacterized. NCBI's taxonomy places the organism in Eukaryota, Fungi, Ascomycota, Sordariomycetes, Glomerellales, Glomerellaceae. The record is from RefSeq and is a predicted model, not a curated record. Gene Ontology annotation, molecular function: carbon-sulfur lyase activity.
AUGGCCUCAAAUCCUAACAAUCAGAGACCACGGUUCCCUGUUUCUAGUCUCAAAAACGACGGCUGGUCCACAGAAGACGAAGCAACAGCGACCUGUCUCUGUGGUGCCGUACAGCUUGUUUUCCGACAUCACUCUAACAUCCUACGCCAGCCGACCCAUGGCCCAGGUCUGGGUACACGGGGCCUUUGUCACUGCGCCGACUGCCGCAAGAUUAGUUCUUCAAUGUUCUGUUCCAUUUUUGUCGUCGAUGACAAUUACCUACGGCACGUGCGGGGCAGAGAGAACCUCAAGACAUUCAGCCAGUCGCGGACGACAGCUUCCAGCAAUACCAUGACUAACUAUUUCUGCAAUACCUGUGGCGGUCUUCUGUACCGUGUGAGCUCGGGACUUCCCGGGAAGAGCAUACUGCGAUUGGGCACCAUUGAUGACAUCAGCCUGGCCGAGACGAAGAUGAAGCCGCAGAUCGAGAUUUUCACCGAAAGCCGGGUAGGCUGGCAGGCCCCGCUUGAUGGAAUCAAGCAAUCGAAGGGCGGUACUGCUCCGGAAGACGGAGCAUAG